AUGCCUACUUCAAGAUUCUUUGACAAAAUUCCCCCGUUUCCUGACGAAGUUCCCGUAGCGGAUAUUCCCACAAUCUCACUACCAGAACUAAUCGAAGAAUCUCGGAGGCUCAAGGAGCGCCCUGUCAGCGAAACCUUGUUCAAAGCAUGCCAGCUGUAUGGGUUCUUCCUGUUGGAGCUGGAGGGCUCAAGAGAGGGCGAGACGCUACUCAAGGAUGCGGAAACGAUGUUUGACCUCAGUACCGAGCUCUUCGCCCUGGGCGAUGAAGUUUUGGAAAGAUAUGCUUAUCAGCCACCGAAGAAUCUGCUGGGUUACAAAGGGGUGGGUCAACUGAAAGUGGACGACGGCAGCAUGGACGCCAUUAGGUUAUACACUAUAGGCCAGGAUGAAACUCUGGGCAUCGUGGAGAAUUUCGCCCAUCCAGUACGAGGGCAUCCACCAUUGCUAGAGGCACGACGAGAAGACUGUGCGAACUUCUUGCGGCAUUCCCACGAAGUUGUUGCGAUCAUUUUGCGCCGACUCGAUCGAUGCCUGGGUCUAGAGGAUGGGACGUUGGCGUCGACGUGUCGGUUAGAUAAAGCAUCGCAGACCUCCUUCUGGAUGUUGAUGUGUCAACCAUCCCAGCCGACACAGUCAUCAGCCGAGACAACAAUAAAUGUGUGUCUAUUUGAAUGCAACUGGAAUGCCGAUUUGUUCUUUCGUCUGUUCCUAGAAUCGGCAUAUCAGUGA
This is a messenger RNA of Rhinocladiella mackenziei CBS 650.93, 729 nucleotides long. RefSeq lists its product as uncharacterized. The transcript is spliced from 2 exons. Bases 1 to 729 code for a protein of 242 amino acids. The record is from RefSeq and is a predicted model, not a curated record. Lineage: Eukaryota; Fungi; Ascomycota; Eurotiomycetes; Chaetothyriales; Herpotrichiellaceae.